AUGGACAAGCUGCUACACCAGCGGGGCAGCACUCCAACGGAGGAAACAGGGACAGGACAUAAGCAGCUGGGGCGAUAUGUGCAGUUGGGCGUGCUGGGCAGCGGCACGUAUGGCCUGGUGAUCCGUGCACGCGACACUGGCGACCCAGAUGCGCAGGAUGUGGCCAUCAAGCUGCUGCCGCGCGGCGGCUUUGUGAAGGAGUACCGUCGGUACGUGAUGCGCGAGGUGAUGCACCACGGCGGCCUCAAGCACCCCUUCAUCGUCGACCUCAAGGAGGUCUUCCUCACCCCAGAGUACCUGGCCAUCGUGAUGGAGUAUGCGCAGGGGGGCAACCUGCACCGCUUCCUGCGCGAGCGCUGCCUGCACAACCGGCUGACGGAGGACCAGGCGCGGUGGAUCUUCCAGCAAAUGAUCGUGGGCCUGGACUUCUGCCACAGGAUGGGCGUGGCCAACCGCGACCUGAAGCUGGAGAACCUGCUGCUGGACCAGGACCAGUCCAGCGGCAACCCGCUGCUCAAAAUAUGCGACUUUGGCUACUCCAAGCACGACCUCAGCAGCACCGCCAACACGCGGCUGGGCACGCCCGUGUACAUGGCGCCCGAGGUCAUCUUCAUAAACUCCAAAUACGACGCCAAGAAGGCAGACGUGUGGAGCUGCGGCAUCAUCCUGUAUGCCAUGGUGUACGGCUACUACCCCUUCAACCCCGCCGACCCCAAGCUGCCCCAGAAGAUGACGGAGGGCAGCAUCGCCUACCCGCCUGGGGUCCCCGUCUCGCACGAGUGCAAGGACAUGAUCCAGGGCGUGCUGAACCCCAACCCCGAGAAGCGGGUGGGGCUCGACGAUAUCUUCCAGCACGCCUGGUUCGUCAAGGACCUGCCGCCGGGAGCGCUGGGCAUGAAUGACUGGUACAUGGACAAUGCGGAUAGUCUGCAGGACCGGUUAGAGCUGGUGCAGACCAUAGUGGAGACGGCGUCAGCGGCAGGGCACGAGGGGGAGCCCAUGCUGCAGUGUUUCUUCUGA
This is a messenger RNA of Chlorella variabilis, 1020 nucleotides long. RefSeq lists its product as hypothetical. Lineage: Eukaryota; Viridiplantae; Chlorophyta; Trebouxiophyceae; Chlorellales; Chlorellaceae. The coding region runs from base 1 to 1020 and encodes 339 amino acids. The transcript is spliced from 12 exons. Gene Ontology annotation, molecular function: ATP binding; protein serine/threonine kinase activity. Gene Ontology annotation, biological process: protein phosphorylation; intracellular signal transduction. The record is from RefSeq and is a predicted model, not a curated record.